AUGAAGAGGGACCUGUGGGAGGAGUGGUGGGGCUACGGUUCGGGCACCUCUGGUCCAGCGUUCUGGGGACGGCACGAGAAGUUGUUCGCCCUUUGCUCCAUGGGCAGGUUCCAGUCGCCUAUCGAUAUUCGCCCCGAGACUCUGAUCUACGACCCAAACCUCACAACCAUCAAGUUCCAGGGCAAUGCGAUAAACGGCACGCUGCACAACACAGUGCAUGACCUUACGCUUGACGUGAACUACACAGACACUACUUCCGGUCAGUUCAAUUUUUCGAGCGGGCCAUUUUCCUACACGUACCGGCUGUUCAACGUGAAACUUCACCUUGGUAUCUUCAACGACGUGGGAUCAGAGCACACAAUCGCUGGAAAGCAGUUCCCUAUUGAGAUCCAGCUGAUGGGGUUCAACAGUGACCUGUAUCGGAACCAUAGCGAGGCAACCAUGUCCACCCAUGGACUUGCAAUCAUAUCUGUUCUCGGGUCUAUAGAUGAGAUGUUUAACUUAGAAUUCGACAAGGUGCUAACUGCUGUCAAAAAUAUGAGUUAUAAAGGUGAGAAGCAAUUACUCAAGAACUUCAAUAUGCUUGAUAUCAUUCCUCGGUCAGAGAUGUUCAUCACAUAUGAAGGGUCACUGACUCAGCCUAGUUGCCAGGAAACGGUUACCUGGGCGAUAGUCAACAAACCGAUGCGUAUAACCAAACAUCAGAUGGCCUCCCUUCGGGAAUUAAACCAGUGGCGAGAAGGACGGCCGAGUCUCCAGCCCAACAACUUUCGGCCGCCACUUCCGUUCAACAGGCGGCCUGUUCGCAUCAAUAUAAGUCCACACACCGAGGCGGAAGAUUGUGCAAUGAAAAUUACGAAAUCGUAUACAGGUAGUUAA
Mya arenaria is the source of this 879-nucleotide messenger RNA. RefSeq names its product putative carbonic anhydrase-like protein 1. Bases 1 to 879 code for a protein of 292 amino acids. The transcript has 9 exons. The record is from RefSeq and is a predicted model, not a curated record. NCBI's taxonomy places the organism in Eukaryota, Metazoa, Mollusca, Bivalvia, Myida, Myidae. Gene Ontology annotation, molecular function: carbonate dehydratase activity; zinc ion binding.